AUGGCCGGUGGCGGCUUAUCUAGCUCUGUGUCGAAAAAAGAAUAUAACGGUAACCUAACAUGUUACGUUCUAUUGACAUGUUUGGUGACGGGUUUUGGUGGUAUUAUGUUCGGAUAUGAUAUCGGUAUUUCUGGCGGAGUAACUUCAAUGCCGGCAUUCUUGGAGAAGUUUUUUCCGUCGGUAUAUCACCAAGAGGAGAUGGUUCAGUCUAACAGCCAAUACUGCAAGUUUAACAGUCAAUCUCUAACCAUGUUCACGUCGUCCCUUUACUUGGCUGCUCUCGUCGCAUCUUUUGUUGCGGCUCGAGUCACCAAGUCGCUUGGACGUCGAUGGUCCAUGCUUCUUGGUGGUACUAUUUUCUUAUGUGGUGCGCUUCUUAACGCCGCUGCCAUUCAUGUGUCCAUGCUUAUAUUGGGUCGUGUUCUCCUCGGUAUUGGUGUUGGUUUCUCUAUUCAGAUUGUUUAUUUGUUGUUAAAAUUGCAAGUACAGUCUAUACCAUUAUAUGUAUCUGAGAUGGCACCAUACAAGCACAGGGGAGCUCUUAAUAGUAUUUUCCAGUUAUCAAUAACAAUCGGAAUUCUAAUAGCUAACCUAGUAAACUUCUUCUCGAGCAAAUACAUCAAAGGCGACAACGCUUGGCGUGUGAGUCUAGGCGGUGCGGCGGUGCCCGCUUUAAUCAUAACUUUAUCGGGUUUCUUCGUAUGCGAAACUCCAAAUUCUCUCAUCGAAAGAGAAGAAUACGCCAAAGCCAGACAACAACUCCGACGUAUUCGAGGUGUCUAUGAUGUCGAUGCCGAGUUCGAUGACCUGAUGGCUGCCAGUUUAGUAUCUAAGAGUAUGACAGGCUCGCCCUGGGCGUCCCUUCUGAAGAGGAAAUACCGACCGCAACUUGUGUUGGCGGUUUUGAUUCCCAUGUUUCAACAGCUGACCGGAAUUAAUGUCGUCAUGUUCUACGCACCCGAGCUUUUUAGCUCCCUUGGUUCCGGGCAGAACGUCGCGCUCAUGUCCGCAGUUGUUACUGGAAUUGUCAAUGUUGCCUCCACGUUCAUCGCCGUUUUUGGUCUUGAUAAAUUUGGAAGGAGACGUCUUUUCCAAGUCGGAGGAAUCAUCAUGUUGAUAUUUCAGGCAUCAGUGGCGGGUUUGAUUGGAGCAAAAUUUGGAUGGACUGGCGUUUCAGAAACGCCAAUGACAAAAUUAUACUCCAUAAUUCUUCUAACAUGUAUCUGUUGUUUUGUGUCGGCGUUUGCGUUUUCGUGGGCUCCUUUGGGGUGGUUGGUGCCGAGUGAGAUCUUUCCUCUUGAAAUUCGAUCGUCUGGUCAGGCCGUGGUGGCGGCGGUGAACAUGCUCCUGACGUUUGCGGUGGCGCAGGCGUUUCUAACGACUCUCUGCCAUUUGAAGUAUGGAUUGUUCGCCAUGUUUGCGGUUAUUGUGUUGGUGAUGACUCUGUUCGUGCAGUUCUUCGUCCCCGAAACGAAGGAUAUACCUAUUGAAGAAACAUGGAAGCUAUGGAGGAAGCAUUGGUAUUGGAAGAAAUUUGUUCAAGAAGAUGAUCAUGAUCAUCAUGAUCAUCAUAGAGCUGUUGAUCACUUUGGAAGGUUUCCUAAUUAA
Messenger RNA from Impatiens glandulifera, 1608 nucleotides. RefSeq names its product sugar transport protein 12-like. The record is from RefSeq and is a predicted model, not a curated record. Gene Ontology annotation, cellular component: membrane. Gene Ontology annotation, molecular function: monosaccharide transmembrane transporter activity. NCBI's taxonomy places the organism in Eukaryota, Viridiplantae, Streptophyta, Magnoliopsida, Ericales, Balsaminaceae. Bases 1 to 1608 code for a protein of 535 amino acids. Gene Ontology annotation, biological process: monosaccharide transmembrane transport. The transcript is spliced from 4 exons.